This is a messenger RNA of Zingiber officinale, 1250 nucleotides long. RefSeq names its product microtubule-associated protein RP/EB family member 1C-like. Gene Ontology annotation, cellular component: spindle midzone; microtubule plus-end; cytoplasmic microtubule. Bases 105 to 1106 code for a protein of 333 amino acids. The record is from RefSeq and is a predicted model, not a curated record. Gene Ontology annotation, biological process: spindle assembly; protein localization to microtubule plus-end; regulation of microtubule polymerization or depolymerization. Gene Ontology annotation, molecular function: microtubule plus-end binding. NCBI's taxonomy places the organism in Eukaryota, Viridiplantae, Streptophyta, Magnoliopsida, Zingiberales, Zingiberaceae. The transcript has 6 exons.
CGAACUCCCACUCCAUCAGUUCAGAACCCCAAAAUCCCGCCCACCAGUUCACCCUCAAGAAGAUCGACCGAUCGAAGGCGCAAUAGCAAUUAACCAGCAUUGGAAUGAUGAAUUCGGAGUUCAUCUUGGGGCGGAACGAGGUCCUGCCGUGGAUCAACUCCGCCCUCCAUCUCGCCCUCACCCAACUCGAAGAGGUGGCGUCGGGGGCGGUGCAGUGCCAGCUGAUGGAUGCCGUGCACCCGGGGAUGGUGCCGAUGUACAAGGUGAACUUUGAUGCCAAGAACGAGUACGAGAUGAUCCAGAACUACAAGGUCCUUCAGGAUGUCUUUGAUAAGCUCAAUAUCACCAAGCAAAUCGAAGUAAACAAGCUCAUUAAAGGAAGGCCCUUGGAUAAUUUGGAGUUCAUGCAGUGGAUGAAGAGCUACUGUAGUUCUGUCAAUGGUGGCAACAUGAACAACUACAACGCUGUGGAGAGAAGGGAAGCGUGCAAAGGAGGCAAAGAAACAAGCAAGAAAGCAGCAACCGCUCAACCAUCGUCCAAAUCUCCCUCUUCUGCCCCAAAAGCUCAACCUCCGUCCCGUUCCACAAAGAGAAGCGACCGCCAUGCAGGAAAUAGGCCACGGAGAGCCCCAAGACUUCUCAGCGCUGAUGUUUGUGAUGCCUUAAAUGAUCUACUCAGGAGGCUGAAGCUCUUGGUGUAUAGGCUUCAGAAAGAGAGAGCCUUCUACUCUGGGAAGCUGAGAGACAUUGAAAUCCUGUGCCAGAACCCCGAGAUGGAGCAUCUACCAAUUGUAGGUGCCAUCCAGAAGAUACUGACCGCUGCAGAUGAGAGUUCGUCAUCGCCGGUCGUAGCGGAAGCAGAGGCCAUGGCGGCAGCGCGACGGCAGCUACAAACUACUGAAGCAGCGCCGCGCACUCUCAGUCCAAUCCCUGAGGAGACAUCUGAGGAGGAGGAGACAUCUGAAGAGGAGAAGCCGGAGCCGAAGGCGAAGCAGGAGAUGCUGAAGAAGAGGAAGAAUGUUUGCACGCUGGAUGUUAACAUGGCGGCCAGCUCUACGCUGUCCCCGAGGCGAAGGCUCUCCGGCAGCUCCGACGUCCACAGCUAGCUGUUGAUUGCUCCUUCAACAAUCCGUUCAACAAUUUGUUUGGUAAGCUUUUUGAAUAGAGACGGGAGAGACCACUCCUGAUGUCCAGAAGCUGGUCGCCAAUGUAUAACUUUGAAGACAUUAGUCUUACGGUUACUUGAUAAA